Molecule: messenger RNA, 666 nt
Organism: Colletotrichum truncatum
Lineage: Eukaryota; Fungi; Ascomycota; Sordariomycetes; Glomerellales; Glomerellaceae
Source: RefSeq, a predicted model, not a curated record
AUGACCAAUGCCAUCACUGCCCGCGACUUCACGGUCGGCUGGGUCUGCGCUCUGCCCAUCGAGCUCGCAGCCGCAAUAGAAAUGAUGGACGAGGAAUACGCUGAUCUCCCGUCACAACAGUCUGAUUCAAACGUCUACUCCUUUGGCCGCAUCGGCGUCCACAACAUCGUAGCUGCCUGCCUGCCCGUCGGCCAGAUGGGCACGAACCAAGCGGCCGUCGUAGCCAGUCAGAUGAAAACCAACUUCCCCUCGUUGCGGUUCAGCGUCCUCGUUGGAAUCGGCGGUGGCGUUCCGAACCUUGAAGACGACAUCGACAUUCGGCUCGGCGACGUCGUCAUUAGCCAGCCGACUGGGCAGCAUGGUGGAGUAAUUCAAUAUGAUUUCGGCAAGACUGGGGCUAACGGUCGCAUCGCUCGCACCGGUAGCCUCAAUGCGCCACCGACAAUCCUCCUUAAUGCUCUGGCUAAACUCCGCGCAAAUGAUGAUCGGGGCAAGACGCAAGUCCCUAUACAUCUAUCCAAACUCUCCAGUCGUCCAAACUUCGCAUCGCCAGGCUCAGCUCAAGACAUUCUUUUACGAAGCAGCGUCGAUACACAUUGCCGGAAACACAUGUGUAAAGUGCCGUUCAGAAGACAUGAUACGCAGGGAACCACGCACAACGACUGA